This is a messenger RNA of Echinostoma caproni, 813 nucleotides long. NCBI's taxonomy places the organism in Eukaryota, Metazoa, Platyhelminthes, Trematoda, Plagiorchiida, Echinostomatidae. The record is from the annotation of a GenBank genome assembly.
AUGGAAUAUAAGAAGCAAUUCAACGCACGGCAUCAAUACGACGGUGAUGGCGUGCGACGUUUUGUGCGGGAAUUGCGCCGACUAGCCAGCAGAGCAUGGGAAAAUGAUACGCCCGCGGAACUAGAGAAGAAGCUGUUGGAGCAACUAGUCGAGGGGUCCAGAUCUAAUAAUGUACGACGUCAUCUGCUCCUGCACCCACUAGCGGACUUGGAGAUGGCUGUCAAACGUGUAGAAGAUCUGGAGAAGCUGGAGGCGGCCAAUGCAGCACCCCGAGAAUGCCUAGCAGUGGGACACUAUGGGGCACAAGAAGUCGGACACCAAGCGUGGCAGAGAGGCCGAGGAACGCGACGACCGUGGCGGCCCAUUUGUCGGUUCCAGCGCAGACCACCAGCCCCUUGGUAUAACAGGACAUCCAACUACAGUGGACAACAACCGGGGGAGUCCAAUCAAAACAAAAUAUUGAAUAUUCCCACCGUUUGCUGCCAGUUGAGUAGCCAGGACACGUUGAUGAUCGAGAUAGCAAUUUGUAACCUUAUAUGCUUAGCGCUGAUAAAUACAGGUGCCUCCCGAUCACUCGUUAAAAGUUCAGUUCUGCGUAAAUUGAAGGGGUAUACAGUGAGUCCAUGUCUCGAACGUCUCACUGCGGCCAACGGCGCGCCAAUAUCCGUCCUGGGGACGACGGUUGCUACAAUAUCACUAGUGGGCCAGGCACAGAAGCAUUCUAUGAUUAUCGCUGAGGCUAUUCCAUACGAUGUAAUAUUGGGAAUGGACGUGUUGCGUAGAUGGGGAUGUACUCUGGACUUGAAUGGAUGA